CAAUGAUGAUCUAAUUACGUUUUGUCAUUUUGCCUUUAAAACGCCUUUGCGUUCCUUGUUUGUCUCUCUCAUUUCCCUUUCUCUCCUUCGAUAUCCCUUUGCCAUCUGAAGAUCAUAACGCCAAAGUUGUCAAGGAACUCUACGACUUUUAUGUGAAUUCCGAAUUAUCGGCCGGAAAGCAUCUCUUGUUUGAUCGUGGAGGGCACAGCACGUCAUGGCUUUCGGAAGAGACAUGGACACGAAUGCACCGGAGAAAGAGAGGCACUUCGUGUUGAUCCAUGGGGCAUGUCACGGUGCCUGGUGCUGGUACAAGGUUGCCACCAUCCUUCAGUCUGCCGGUCACAGGGUCACCACCCUCGACCUUGGAGCCUCCGGCAUAAACCCCAAACAGGUGGGUGAUCUCAGUUCGAUGAUGGACUACGUGGAGCCGUUGUUCGAGUUCAUGGGUGCGCUUCCGUCUGGGGAAAGGGUGGUUCUGGUGGGCCAUAGCAUGGGAGGAGCUGCCGUGGCUAUGGCCAUGGAGAGGUUUCCGGAGAAGAUAGCUGUGGCUGCCUUUGCAGCGGCUAUGAUGCCGGGCCCUGACCUCGGUUUCAUCGAUAUAACCAAGGAGUAUUCUCGCAGACUGGAUUCGAAUAUGGACUCGAAGUACUUGUUCGGUAAUGGGCCAAAUGAACCACCAACCUCUUUCAUAUUUGGGCACAACUUCAUGAAGUCGAAAUUGUAUCAGCUGUCACCUCCCGAGGACUUCAUGCUGGCAACCUACCUGUUGAGGCCAGUUUGCUUAUUUCCCGAUGAAUCAGUGCUGCAAGAGCAGAAAGCGGUCACCAAGGAAAGAUAUGGGUCGGUACGACGAGUUUACAUCGUGUGCAAUCAGGAUUACGUGAUCAAGGAGGACCUGCAGAGAUGGAUGAUCGAGAAAAAUCCAGUGGACGAGGUGAGGAUGAUCUCGGGUUCAGACCACAUGGUCAUGUUCUGUAAGCCGGUAGAGCUCUGUUCUCAUCUCCAAGAGAUCGCAGAAAGUUAUUCUUGAACGGGUGGAAGUGUUCAUCGUGGAAAUAAAUCUCGUUAAAUUAUGACAUUUACAUCGGAGGAAUUAAUUAAGGAUUAUGCCAUGGGAAAAAGAAUUGCAUGUGUGAGGGUAAUUUUUACUUGUUUUAAUUUCGUUAAUUAUUAUGCAAUGCCUUUAAUUAUUUUCCAUGCAAGAUAUACGGUAUGCUUAAAAACUUUAAAUUUAAAUGGACUUGCUAUUAGUGAUAUGCUAUAGAGCCAAUUUAUGUAUUCGGAUAAUUCCUUUUAUGACAAUAAAAUUUAUUCUAUUAUUCA
This is a messenger RNA of Punica granatum (pomegranate), 1323 nucleotides long. The record is from RefSeq and is a predicted model, not a curated record. Lineage: Eukaryota; Viridiplantae; Streptophyta; Magnoliopsida; Myrtales; Lythraceae.